AGUUCUGCUGCUGUUCGCGGGUUGACAGGCAUCUGCAGCGACAAUGGAGGAAGACAUGGAGGUGGAAAGCACCUCUAAGGCACCAGUAGGUCCACAAAAAACUGCAAGUGAUACCGGUGAAACUUCAAGUAAAAGCUGCAGUGCCUACGAACUUCCUUGGGUGGAGAAAUACCGACCUCUGAAGCUUAACGAGAUCGUGGGGAACGAGGAGACCGUCAGUAGGCUGGAGGUGUUCGCCCAGGAGGGCAACGUUCCAAACAUCAUCAUUGCAGGACCCCCGGGGACUGGAAAGACCACCAGCAUCUUGUGUCUGGCUCGAGCUCUGCUGGGAGCCUCAAUGAAAGAUGCGGUUCUGGAGCUCAACGCCUCAAAUGACAGAGGAAUUGAUGUGGUGAGGAACAAGAUCAAGAUGUUCGCUCAACAGAAGGUCACACUCCCUAAAGGAAGGCACAAGAUCAUCAUCCUGGAUGAGGCUGACAGUAUGACAGAUGGAGCCCAGCAGGCUCUGAGAAGAAUCAUGGAGAUCUACUCAAAAACCACACGCUUUGCUCUUGCCUGUAACGCCUCCGACAAAAUCAUCGAGCCAAUCCAGUCGCGCUGUGCCGUGCUGCGUUACUCAAAGCUGACCGACGGACAAAUUCUGGCCCGGCUCCAGGAAGUGGUGGAGCAGGAGCGGCUGGCUGUUUCCGAUGACGGGCUGGAGGCUGUCAUCUUCACGGCUCAGGGGGACAUGAGACAGGCGCUGAACAACCUGCAGUCCACCAAUUCUGGUUUCGGCUACAUCAACAGCGAGAAUGUCUUCAAAGUGUGCGACGAGCCGCACCCUCUGCUGGUGAAAAGCAUGCUGGGACACUGUGUGGAGGGAAACAUCAACGAAGCCUACAGGGUGAUUGAGCAGCUUUGGGCGCUGGGUUACUCCCCGGAGGACAUCAUCGGAAACAUCUUCAGGGUCUGCAAGACUUACCAGAUGGCAGAGUACCUGAAGCUAGAGUUCAUUAAGGAGAUCGGUUACACGCACAUGCGGGUGUGUGAGGGUGUGAACUCCCUGCUGCAGAUGGCAGGAUUACUGGGUCGACUCUGCAGUAAAUCCAUCCCCCCAGCAUCUUGAGUCUCCUCACGAAAGCUACUGUUUUGAUUUAGUUUCCACCAGAUCAAAACAUUGUAACAUUUGUAAUAAUA
This is a messenger RNA of Synchiropus splendidus (mandarinfish), 1179 nucleotides long. It is a transcript of the gene rfc2, whose product is annotated as replication factor C (activator 1) 2. Gene Ontology annotation, biological process: DNA-templated DNA replication; DNA repair. Gene Ontology annotation, cellular component: DNA replication factor C complex; nucleus. Bases 44 to 1108 code for a protein of 354 amino acids. Gene Ontology annotation, molecular function: ATP hydrolysis activity; DNA binding; ATP binding. The record is from RefSeq and is a predicted model, not a curated record. The transcript is spliced from 6 exons. NCBI's taxonomy places the organism in Eukaryota, Metazoa, Chordata, Actinopteri, Syngnathiformes, Callionymidae.